This is a messenger RNA of Hyla sarda, 2473 nucleotides long. It is a transcript of the gene NOX3, whose product is annotated as NADPH oxidase 3. NCBI's taxonomy places the organism in Eukaryota, Metazoa, Chordata, Amphibia, Anura, Hylidae. Gene Ontology annotation, molecular function: superoxide-generating NAD(P)H oxidase activity. The record is from RefSeq and is a predicted model, not a curated record. Gene Ontology annotation, cellular component: NADPH oxidase complex; plasma membrane. Bases 1 to 2085 code for a protein of 694 amino acids. Gene Ontology annotation, biological process: superoxide anion generation; defense response. The transcript has 13 exons.
AUGGGGUCCCCGGUGGCCUGUACUUUAGCCAACCUUUAUGUGGCAGGCUUUGAACAGAAAUACGUUUUUUCCAGUAGGAAUAAGUUCAUAGGUCAUAUUGUACAGUACCACAGAUUUGUCGACGAUGUUUUCGUCGUGUGGGCGGGGACGGAGUGCACCUUUGUGGGCUUCGUCUCCGCCCUGAACGAUGAAAACGACAUGAACCUUAGGUUCACUUGGAAAGUGGGGACCCCAAUGUUGGAGUUCCUAGAUGUGGAGGUUGGUGUCGAGGAUGGUAAGGUGGUUACUAAGGGCUACCGCAAACCUACGGCAUGCAACUCCCUCCUGCACUUCAGAAGUUAUCAUCCCGAACAUGUGAAGAGGGCUGUCCCUUAUGGACAGUUCCUAAGACUUAGGAGAAUAAAUCCUGAGGAAAGGGACUUUGAGGUAAUAUGGUUGGGAUUAAAUGCAUAUUUAUUUAUUGAUACCUUUAUCUGGUAUGAUAAAGCUGAUUCAUACUUCUAUACACGGAUAAUACUAGGGUCUACAUUAGCAUGGGCAAGAGCUUCCGCAAUGUGUCUAAACUUCAACUGCAUGCUGAUUUUACUGCCGGUCUGUCGUAAUUUUUUGUCUCUACUCAGAGGAACCAGUGCAUGUUGCAGGGCUGAUCUGAGAAGGCUGCUUGACAAAAACGUUACAUUUCAUAGGCUUGUUGGCUAUAUGAUUACUCUUCAUGCAGCUAUUCACAUUAUUGCACAUUUUAUUAAUAUGGAACGCUACCACAUGAGUCAGUCAGCAGAGGCUGGGGAACUAUGUAACAUACUUGUAAACAUCGGCAACCAGUCAAAUGAAAACUACUUAAAUCCCAUAAGAGGCUACAAUAAGAAUAUCAUAAUGGAAGUGUUUGUCUCUGUUGCUGGAAUCACUGGCUUUGUCAUCACAUUGGCUCUUGUGUUAAUUGUAACUUCAUCUACAGAACUUAUAAGAAGGUUGUUUUAUGAAGUCUUCUGGUAUACCCAUAACAUGUUUAUUAUUUUCUUCAUUGGACUUGUUAUACAUGGUGCAGGACAGGUAGUUCGAGGACAGACACCACAAAGUAUGGCAUUACAUAAUCUUACUUAUUGCAAAGACCAUUAUUAUGAGUGGGGUGAAACUACUCAAUGUCCUGUACCACAAUUUUCUGGAAACAAACCAGUGACAUGGAAGUGGGUGUUUUUUCCUACGGUAUUAUACACAUGUGAAAGGGUCAUUCGAUUUUGGAGAUCUAAGCAAGAAGUUGUCAUCACAAAGGUCAUCACUCACUCAUCCAAUGUUCUAGAAAUUCAGAUGAAGAAAAGAGGUUUUUCUAUGGAACCAGGCCAAUAUAUAUUUCUUCAGUGCCCUGCUGUUUCGUGGCUAGAAUGGCAUCCUUUUACAUUAACUUCAGCACCAGAAGAACAGUUUUUAAGCGUGCAUGUGAGGGCUGUUGGAGAUUGGACACAAGACCUCCUUACUCAAUAUGGUGCAAGCAGGAAUCAGUCCUUGGAGCCAUGGCAGUUGCCGAGAUUGGCUGUUGAUGGACCUUAUGGAUCAGCUGCAACUAAUGUAUUCCACUACAAUGUUAGUGUCUGCAUUGCAGCAGGGAUUGGAGUAACACCAUUUGCAUCUGUACUCAAAUCUAUAUGGUAUAAAUGUUGCUCUUCAAGUAAUAAUUUGGGACUAAAAAAGGUAUAUUUCUAUUGGCUUUGUCGGGACACUCAUUCGUUUGAAUGGUUUGCUGAUCUUCUCAUCUCCUUAGAAGAACAAAUGUCAGAGCAAGGCAAAACAGACUUUUUGAGUUAUCAUCUUUUUCUCACUGGCUGGGAUGACAACCAGGCAGCCCACAUAGCUUUCCAUUGUGAUAAUGACCUGGAUGUUAUUACAGGACUAAGGCAUAAAACUAAUUUUGGAAGACCUAACUGGAAUAAAGAAUUUAGAUAUAUAGCAGACAGACAUUCAGGAACAAGUAUUGGGGUAUUCUUCUGUGGACCAAAAUCUCUCUCUAAAAAACUUAACAGUAUGUGCCGUUUGCAUUCAUCAUCUGAUCCAAGAGGAGUCCAUUUUCAUUAUAACAAGGAAAGCUUUUAAAUCUGUCCCUGUAGAAUUUUUUUUAAUUAUUAUUUGUACUAAAAUGUUUCUGAGAAAUCUUACCAUAUUUUUUUAUGGAGCUGAAUGUAGUAGUCAUUCCAGCAGCCCAAAAUGGUAUCUAUGUGUAAACCAGUCAGACAUAUGCCAUUGUACCAAUCAUCUGUGUAAUAGAAGCACGUGUGGACAAAAACCUAGUGAAAUCAGAGACUUAUUUGGUCUUAAUUUUGGAAAGGUAUGAAUAAAAUAAAGUGUUUACUUCUGUAGACAUUUGUAUUCAGAAAUUAGUUUUAUAAUCACAUUGUAAUCCUUGAUAAAGCUGAUAAUUAUUUUAUAUUAAACUCUCUUUCAUAUGUGGAAAUUUUGUAUAAAUAUAUAAUAAAUGUAAGGA